Messenger RNA from Spodoptera frugiperda (fall armyworm), 666 nucleotides. It is a transcript of the gene CPG5, whose product is annotated as protein FAM98B. The coding region runs from base 137 to 544 and encodes 135 amino acids. The transcript has 2 exons. Lineage: Eukaryota; Metazoa; Arthropoda; Insecta; Lepidoptera; Noctuidae. The record is from RefSeq and is a predicted model, not a curated record.
GUUAUUCUACUGUUUGGAACAAUGUCGGUUAGUCGGGGGGUGGCUACAUCCGUAAUGAGAUGGGCGUGCGGCUCAUAUAAAAGGACGAAGAUGCAUCCGAUGAUGCAUACCGAGUACAGUGUUGCAACACUACGACAUGAAGCUCCUAGUAACGGUGGUCAGUCUGUUGGUGGCGCUUGCAGUAGUGUCCGCCGGGCACGUUAAGAGGGGAUGGGGCUCCCCGGUUGUGGCCUACGGGGGCGGCGGGGGUGGCGGCUGGGGCGGCUCGGGCUGGGGCGGACGGCAGUCUGGAUGGAACGGUGGUGGCGGUGGCUGGAGUAAUGGCUACGGAUGGAACUCUGGUGGCUCCGGAUGGGGUGGCAGAUCUGGAUGGGGUGGCGGUUCUGGCUGGCAAGGCGGAUCCGGAUGGCAAGGACGGUCUGGAUGGGGUGGUGGCUCAGGAUGGCAAGGAGGAUCCGGAUGGAGCGGCGGAUCCGGCUGGAAUGGAGGUUCCGGAUGGGGAGGCUCCGGCUGGAAAGGAAAAUCUGGAUGGGGAGGAUGGUAAUAAGGAAUACAGAGCAAAUUGAGCCAACCAGAGUACAGAGUCUAUUUUAAUGUCAUAAGAUUACAUGAAGCUUUUUAAUCGAAUUUAUACAUUUUGUGAAAUAAAUUGUUAUAAAAACUAAA